AAGGAAAUACUUUGAAACUCUCCCAUAAACAACUCCGCCCGAGGGGACGGGAAGAACAGGGAAGAGAGAGCGCUGCUCACACAACGCGCACGCCGCCACCUCCUUCCUCUCCGGCUCCGCCCAACGAUCGAUCCAAGGGAGCCCUCCUCCUCCCGCGGCACCGCAUGGCGUCGUCGCUCUCCCUCUCCGUGCGCGCCUCCGGUUCCCGGGCCGCCGGAUCCCGCGCCGCCGACCCCGUCAAGGCGUCGUGCGUGAGGACCAAGGUUUCCUGCAGCUUCCCUUCCAUCGGUGCUUCCUCUUCGCCUGCUAGGAGCCUUGAGCCGGUGAGAGCCACCGCUACACAGGCGCCCCCUGCCACCCCUCAAUCUUCUAGUGGGGAGAAGACAAAGGUUGGCAUCAAUGGGUUUGGGCGUAUAGGGAGGUUGGUUCUACGGAUUGCAGUCAGUAGAGAUGAUAUUGAAGUUGUGGCUGUCAAUGACCCAUUCAUCGAUGCUAAAUACAUGGCUUAUAUGUUUAAGUAUGACUCCACACAUGGUCCAUUUAAGGGAACCAUAACAGUUCUCGAUGAGUCAACAUUAGAGAUCAAUGGGAAGAAAGUCUCAGUUACAAGCAAAAGGGACCCCUCAGAAAUCCCUUGGGGUAAUGUUGGAGCUGAAUAUGUUGUUGAAUCAUCUGGUGUUUUUACAACAAUUGAGAAAGCUUCGGCUCAUUUGAAGGGGGGUGCAAAGAAAGUGGUGAUAUCUGCUCCCUCAGCCGAUGCUCCUAUGUUUGUGGUUGGAGUAAAUGAGAAAAGUUACAACCCUAGCAUGGAUGUAGUAUCUAAUGCAAGUUGUACCACCAACUGCCUUGCUCCUGUUGCCAAGGUUGUCCAUGAGGAGUUUGGCAUCCUUGAAGGCCUAAUGACAACUGUCCAUGCAACAACAGCCACCCAAAAGACUGUUGAUGGCCCUUCGAUGAAAGAUUGGAGGGGAGGACGCGGGGCUGGUCAAAAUAUCAUCCCUAGCUCCACGGGUGCAGCAAAGGCUGUUGGAAAGGUCCUUCCAGCAUUAAAUGGAAAGCUCACUGGUAUGGCCUUCCGUGUUCCGACACCUAACGUCUCCGUUGUUGAUUUGACCUGCCGGCUUGAGAAAGACGCUUCCUACGAAGAUGUGAAAGCAGCUAUCAAGGAAGCAUCAGAAGGUUCACUAAAAGGUAUUUUAGGCUACACAGAUGAGGAUGUGGUUUCAAAUGAUUUCGUUGGUGACACAAGAUCGAGCAUAUUUGAUGCCAAGGCCGGUAUUGGUCUGAGUUCUUCUUUCAUGAAGCUUGUGUCUUGGUACGACAACGAGUGGGGCUACAGCAACCGUGUGUUAGAUCUGAUCAGUCACAUGGCUCUUGUCAACGCUUAAAGCUGAUGCCCUGACAUGAAUUAGUGGAGAAGAUCCUCGUGUAGCGUAGGAAGUGAAGGCUGCAAAUUUUGAUGGCCAUUUUCACGUUCUAGAAUAAUAUGUGAGCGAUGAAAACAGUCAAUCGGCGUCGACUUGAAGCAGCAGAAUGAUCCUGUUGAUCUGUAAGACUGUAACCCAUAAUUGGACCGAAUAAGCCUCACGCCUGAGCUCGCACUCGUUGGCUCCCGGAGAGCCCAGUGUCAUUACUCUGCCUGCUAGUGGCAUCCAUGUUUUGUUCGCACCUUGAGCUACGAAAUGGAUUUGGAUUGAUAAAAAAUUUGGAACCCAGGACAUGCUUGGCCUGUACCCUAAAAGUUUCGAUGUUGCGCUAUGUUAGGCAUCA
Molecule: messenger RNA, 1770 nt
Organism: Brachypodium distachyon (stiff brome)
Lineage: Eukaryota; Viridiplantae; Streptophyta; Magnoliopsida; Poales; Poaceae
Product: glyceraldehyde-3-phosphate dehydrogenase GAPCP2, chloroplastic
Exons: 14
Coding region: 165-1388 (407 amino acids)
Biological process (GO): glucose metabolic process
Molecular function (GO): oxidoreductase activity, acting on the aldehyde or oxo group of donors, NAD or NADP as acceptor; NAD binding; NADP binding
Source: RefSeq, a predicted model, not a curated record